AUGCUGGUUGCAGCUGUGCUGCUGCAUGUGGCCACCAUGCUGAAGAUCAGCGCCUUCAACAUCAAGGCAUUUGGGGAUGCAAAGAUGUCCAACCAGACCAUCGCAGAUAUCAUUGUCUCUAUCCUGUCAGAAUUUGACAUCGCCCUGGUGCAGGAAGUCCGGGAUGCCGACCUGAGUGCUGUGAAAAAGCUCAUGAACCAACUCAACAGAAAGUCCUCACACCCAUAUGAAUAUUUGGUCAGCAUCCCCCUGGGUCGGACCAGCUACAAAGAGCAGUACCUCUUCAUCUACAGGUCGGACAUGGUUUCUGUGCUGGGAAGCUACUACUAUGAUGAUGGCUGCGAGCCCUGUGGGAACGAUACCUUCAGCAGGGAGCCCUUCAUUGUGAAGUUCUUCUCGCCCACCACGAAGGUGGAGGAGUUCGUGCUGGUGCCCCUGCAUUCCGAGCCCAGCCACGCUGCAGAAGAGAUCGAUGCGCUCUAUGAUGUCUACACCGACGUUGUCAACAAAUGGGCGACUAAGAACAUCAUGUUCCUGGGGGACUUCAAUGCCGACUGCUCCUACGUCCAGCCAAGCGACUGGUCAGCCAUCCGCCUGCGCACCAGCAACAUCUUCAAAUGGCUGAUCCCCGACGGCACCGACACCACUGUGGGGAAGUCAGACUGUGCCUACGACAGAAUCGUGGUGUGUGGCGCCAAGCUGAAGAGAAGCAUCGUGCCAAAUUCAGCUGCUGUCUACAACUUCCAACGCACUUUCCAGCUCGAGCAGGAGGAGGCCCUGGCAGUCAGCGACCACUACCCGGUGGAGGUGGAGCUGAUGGCUUGA
Apaloderma vittatum (bar-tailed trogon) is the source of this 825-nucleotide messenger RNA. RefSeq names its product deoxyribonuclease-1-like. The transcript has 8 exons. Gene Ontology annotation, cellular component: nucleus. Gene Ontology annotation, molecular function: DNA nuclease activity. Gene Ontology annotation, biological process: DNA catabolic process. NCBI's taxonomy places the organism in Eukaryota, Metazoa, Chordata, Aves, Trogoniformes, Trogonidae. The record is from RefSeq and is a predicted model, not a curated record. Bases 1 to 825 code for a protein of 274 amino acids.